Messenger RNA from Drosophila arizonae, 1187 nucleotides. It is a transcript of the gene stai, whose product is annotated as stathmin. Gene Ontology annotation, cellular component: neuron projection; cytoplasm. Gene Ontology annotation, biological process: neuron projection development; regulation of microtubule polymerization or depolymerization; microtubule depolymerization. Lineage: Eukaryota; Metazoa; Arthropoda; Insecta; Diptera; Drosophilidae. The record is from RefSeq and is a predicted model, not a curated record. Gene Ontology annotation, molecular function: tubulin binding.
ACGGUAAUUGACUAUCGCGAUGUCGUCUCUGACUGAUGCCACCAAGAUGCACGUUGCCAAGUGCCUGAGCUGCCCGGCUAAGGGCAACCUGGGCAGGCGCUACGAGUGCAUCGUUUGUGGCGACUCGGUGACCUACUGCGGCGACUGCUAUGACGAGGGCAAGAAUGUGCCCAGCGAGAAGCACAAGUACUAUCAUCCCAUGAAAGCUAUCUAUAAUCGCGAUUUCUUUGAGCUCUAUUUCCUCGGCGAGGAGAUGGUCAAUGGCGAGGCUCCGCAGAGCUACAAGUGCGCCUUCUGCGAUGAGCUGGGCUUCACGGCCGAGGAGCUGCAGCUGCACGUGGUCGAGAAGCAUAGCGGACACUGCGAUGCGCCCAAGCUGCUGGACAUUUUGGAGCAAAUGAAUGAGCAGAAGAAAUCCACUGAGAUACGCUGCCAGGAGAAGUCGCGCGGCGGCCUUAGCUAUGAGGUCAUCCUGGCCGAGCCAGCACCCAAUGUGGCCGUGCCCAAGCGACCCGUUACACCGGGCAAGAAUGUCAGCGUCGAGGAGAUCGAGCAGAAGCUAAAGGCAGCCGAGGAGCGUCGCAUUUCCUUGGAGGCACGCAAGAUGGCCGAGAUCUCCAUUAAGCUGGCCAAGGUGGAGGAAGCUACACGCAAAAAGGAUGAGAUCACCAACGAGUUCAUCACUCAGACCAAGGAGCAGCUGGAGACCAAAAUGGAGACUCACGUGGAGAAGCGCGAGGCCAUUAUCAGCGACAUGAAGGAGAAACUAAAGAUUCAUGCCCAGGAGAUUGAGAAGACGCGCGAGACUUUGGAGCAGCAAAAGGCCAAUGAGCAGAAGGCCAUUGAGGAGAAGUUGAAGACAGCUCAGGCUUUGCGCGAUGAGAACAUCAAGAAGAUGUUGAAUCGUCUCAAGGAGCACAACACAAUCAAAAUUGCUGAAAUCAAAACGCAGAAUAAUCAAUUGGAAAAUCAAAAGCUCGAGGAGAAAGCGCGCAUUAUCGAAAACAAAUUAUACACCGCCGAGCAGAAUCGCGAAAAGGAGUUGCUCAAAAAAAUUGAGAAAGCUCAGAAACUUGAACGUCGCGCUGAGGUCGUGCGUCAGAACAAGGCUCAGACCCAGGAUAUGGAAGGACAACAGAGUCCCAUUGCCUCGUCGGGUUAGGGCGGCGCGUGGGCAAAGGCUGCUU